CGUGUUCGCCGUGGGGUAUGCGGGGCGCUCUCAGUUCUCGUAUACGACUACCGACCCACCUCGCUUGUGAUUGUCCGGGAAGGACGCCUCGAGCGUAGGAGUAACUUUUAGACUGAGCAUCAGUCCACACAGAUUCAGAUCUCGUCCCGCGUCCAGUCGCAACUUUACAGUGGCGAUAAAUGGAGGAGGAUCCGCCCUUGCCUGAAAAGCUGCAAGAUGCCUCCCCGCCCUUCGACAAUCCAUCCGCAGACACCAUCGUUCGCUCCCUUGAUCGCGUGCACUUCCAUGUACACAGUGCCAUCCUGUCCGAGGCCUCAUCCGUCCUCCAAUCCAUGAGAUGCGAGUCUCAAACGCCUGGCGUUCAGGCAAACACCCCUCCAAUCAUCGAUCUCCCAGAGGAGAGCUGGGCCCUCGACCUACUCCUGCGUUUGUGCUACCCAGUCGCUGACCCUGUGCUCAACAGCCUCGAAGAGGUCGAGGCCAUCCUGGGGGCAGCAGUAAAGUACGAGAUGGACCAGGUGGUUGUCCUCGCGCGGCGGAUACUCGUGGGCUUUCUCGAGAGCGGCGCCGACCCGCUGCGGAUAUGGGCGAUUGCCAUCCGAUUUCUGUUCGAAGACGACGCCCGCGCGGCCGCUAACAAGGUGAAGAGCCUCCUCCCUGCUCAAAAGUCCCCAGAGGAGCUACGACACAUUACUGCAGGCGACUACUACAGGUUGGCGCAGUUCCAUCGCGCAAAGGGGAGCGUCGAGGACGGGUUCUUGUUCUCUAAGCAGCCGUCGCUGGACGAGCACCCGCAUCCGCAUCCUGACUCUCCGCCACCACCCGACAGAGGGCCCGACGCAUUCUUCGACCAUCCAUACACGGAUACAAUCUGCCGCUCGUCUGAUGCGAUCGAGUACCCCGUCCACAAAAUCAUGCUGUCCAUGGCAUCCCCUGUUCUCCGCGACAUGAUCACGAAAGCAACAGACGACGGCUCCCCGCCCGACACCGCCCCGCACACGCGCGCGAUCGUCCUCGAUCUCCCCGAGGACAGCCGGAUACUGGGCACGCUCCUGAAAAUGUGCUACCCCGUCGAGGAUGCGGACAUCAGCAUCGGCCACGCGACCUUCGCGGACGUGGCGCAGGCCGCGCAGAAGUACCACAUGGACCGCGUCACCGAGACGAUCGGCAGGAUCGUGGACCGGCUGGCAGACGCGGGGCCGCUGCAGGCCUACCUCGCCGUCGCGCGCUCCGGGGUGCCGAGCCUCAUGGUGCGCGCGGCCGACCGGACGAUGAGCCACGCGAGCCUGCAAGAGGAGUACACGGCCGAGCUCGAGGGCGCGCCCGCCGACCUGUACUACCGCCUCCUCAAGUACUACGACACCCGCGGCACGGCCGUCAACCGCGUCAGCGCGAAGCUCAAGCUCACGGCGUACUGGGACAAGGCGAGUGCCGCCGACGCGGAGUCGGCCGGUGCGCUGCGCCAGUCCUGCUCCUGCGGCGGGUGCAUGGCGUGGAGCGGCGAGCGCAAGGCCUGCAUGGAGUCCGUGAAGAGCUGGGCUACGUCGCGCGCGAAAGACGCGGUGGACGCGGUGGCAAAGUGCCCGGAGGCGUAUUCGGUGCCGCAGGGGGGCACGAUGCUGCUGCGGUCCGUGCAGAAGGGCUUCUGGUGCUCCAGCUGCGAGCAAAUCACGUCGCAUUUUGCGCAGGUGGAUGAUUAUGUGCAGGACGAAUACGCGGGUGCGGUUGCAGGGCUCGGCGCUGCCGCUGACACCCUACUGGCAGGAUCGAACGACAACACAGAGCGCUACAGGGUUAUCACGCGCUGGGAAAUGCGGCGGUGGUUCCGGGCGUGGCGUCGAGGAGCAUUCCCUACGCCCACGCUCAUACAGACGCCUAUCGGGAUCAUGAAUCCAUCACCGUCCGACGCGGAAACCUCUCGCCUGACGACCCCUGACGCUCCGCCACCGUUCAAUAAUCCAGCCGCUGAUACGAUCCUCCGCUCUUCUGAUGGCGUCGAUUUCUGUGUGUAUAGUGUGAUCUUGACUGAAGCGUCCCCCUUCUUCAAGGGGAUGUUCAGUUUGCCGCAGCCCUCGGGCGGCGCAGAAGCCGAGACGGGUAACAACUUCAAAGACGACGGCCGCCCCGUCGUCGACACGGCGGAGGACUCUAAGGUACUAAACAGCCUCCUCCGACUCUGCUAUCCCAUUACAGAACCAGUACUGGAAGACCUGCAUGAUGUCGAGUUGGUGCUAGAGGCGGCUAACAAAUAUGAGAUGGCGCAGGCGACCGCCAGGCUGACGAGAAUCCUGCGCACAUUUGUCGAUAGCAAUCCAUUGCGCGUGUGGGCCAUCGCGACACGCCUGCGGCUCGAAGCGGAUGCCCUGUACGCCGCAAAGAAGACGUUAGGGCUCCAGUUGCUGGACUCCUUUCCUCCAGAGAUGCGCGACGUCUCUGCCGGAGCAUAUUACCGCCUGCUGAAGUACCACCGGGAAAAGGGGAGCGCCGACCGCGUAGUCACAUUCUCCAGCCCCCCUAUAGUAGAGAAUGCGGACGGGAGCACUACAGACACGAUUGUGACGACGCGCAAUUUCUUUGACCAUUCCUUCGCCGAUGUCGUUUGUCGUUCGUCAGAUGGCGUCGACCUCCCUGUCCACAGAAUCGUGCUCUACAUGGCUUCGCCCACUCUGCUGGGACGGGUCACCGAGCCCUCAGGCAGGUCUAGCGAGGGGGCUAGUGCGCCAGCCGUCCUGCAGCUCGAGGAGCGCGGGAGCGUGCUUGCGGCGCUGAUGAAGCUCUGCUACCCCAUCGACGAGCAAGACGUGGUCUACGACAACCUGCACCUGCUAAGGGCCCUCAAGGACGCGGCCGAGAGGUACGAGAUGCGGCGCGUCGUCAAUGCCAUCCAGAAGUCGUGGGAGCGCAUCACGCGCCGCGAGCCGCUGCGCGCGUACCUCCUGGUGGCGAAGGCGAAGCUCUGGGACUACGCCCGCGAGGCGGCACGACGGUCCCUGCGCCGUGGCGGCCUGGAGGACGAGUACAUCCCGGAGAUGGAGAACGUCGCGGCGGAGGUGUACCAUCGGCUCCUCAAGUACCGCGAGGCGUGUCGCGCCGCCGUCGCCGAGCAGAACGCCGAGGUGGACAUCGAGGCGUGGUGGCACGCCGCGGUCAAGGAGGAGGUUGCACCAGCCCAGAACGACGUGUCGGACCAGGCAGGGACAGCAGCACACGCAGACCUUCCGGGCCAGGCGCAGACAUCGUGUCCGACGGACGCAUCGGUUCAGGCGGAGGAGAUACUCCAAGCAGAAGUCAAUGUCGAGAACGAGAACGAGAUGCACGUCGAGCCAGAUGUGCAAGCCGAAGCAGAGGCGCAAACCGAGGCGGGGGUGCAGGCUGAAGCUGAAGCUGGGAUGCAGGUCGAGGAACAAGAGCCGGUUCUGGUGGAGGCGCCACACCAGGAGGCGGCCCAGCAAGGAGCGGAGCCGGAGAACGCCACGUCAAGGCCAGUUGAGCCCGAGGCAGGAAGAGAGGAGGAGGACAAGUGCCGCUGCGGGAAGCACGGCGACGUGCGGCCGACGCGCCAGAAGUGCCUCAAGUGCGCGAGGCAGUGGAUCUCGGACAAGGUGCAGACGGCGCUCGAGACGGUCACGGAGGAGCCGGAGACGUGGAACGAGCUGUCCCGGGACGUCCUGGUGCAGUCGGUCGAGGCGGGGUGCUGGUGCUCGGACUGCGAGCAGAUCGCGCGGUUCUUCACGCGCAUGGACGCCUACAUGUACAAGACGCUGCGAGAGGUCGUGUCCGCGGUGAGGCUAUCCCGCUGUCUUGCAGAUUCUUCCCACGAUGCGUAUCCAAACGACGACACGCGAAGAAUGUUAAACGGCAAUGCGUGCCCGAUUGACCACGCGCGAGCGAUGGAGGAACGAAUGACGCACAACAUAGCAAUAGAUCGACAGAAGUCCGAAACAGCAAGACAUAUACUGAACGCGAAUGGAAGCCCCGUCCUGCGCACAGACAAGCGAGACUCGACGUCGCCGCUCCGGAUCGGCUCCACGACUGUCAAUGUCUCAGCUUCUCGAAGGUCCGUGACAACGUCGGCACCAACGAUCUGCCUACGACAGCCGCUUCUCUUCCCCAUCGACGCCAUCUGUGCCAGUCUUAGAGCUGUCAAGAAGGAGUAG
This is a messenger RNA of Postia placenta MAD-698-R-SB12, 4157 nucleotides long. RefSeq lists its product as hypothetical. The transcript is spliced from 7 exons. Gene Ontology annotation, molecular function: protein binding. The record is from RefSeq and is a predicted model, not a curated record. Bases 180 to 4157 code for a protein of 1325 amino acids. Lineage: Eukaryota; Fungi; Basidiomycota; Agaricomycetes; Polyporales; Adustoporiaceae.